Molecule: messenger RNA, 1011 nt
Organism: Diaporthe citri
Lineage: Eukaryota; Fungi; Ascomycota; Sordariomycetes; Diaporthales; Diaporthaceae
Exons: 2
Coding region: 1-1011 (336 amino acids)
Cellular component (GO): membrane
Molecular function (GO): lipase activity
Source: RefSeq, a predicted model, not a curated record
AUGGUUAAAGAGAUAGAAGGGAAGUUCAACGUCGGGGACACAAGCCUCUACACGAAGACGUGGCUCCCCGACGACCCCAUCACAAACACCAAGGCCAAGCUCGUCUUCGUGCACGGCUUCAGCGACCACGUGGGCCGGUACUACGGCUUCUUCCCGCACCUCGCGCGUUCCGGGAUAGCCGUGUACGCCUUCGACCAGCGCGGGUGGGGCCAGAGCGUGAGCCGCCCCGCGGACCGCGGCCACUCGGGCCCGACGGCGACGGUGCUGUCGGACAUCGCGGCCUUCAUCAAGGGGUCCGCCCUCCCCGCCGAGCCCACGGGGGCGCCCCUGUUCGUCAUGGGCCACUCCAUGGGCGGCGGCGAGGUCCUCGCCCUGGCGAGCACGCCCGAGUACGAGGAGGGCAUCGUCUCGCGCGUGAGGGGGUGGGUCCUCGAGGCGCCCUUCAUCGACUUCCCGCCCGCGGCGAGGCCGGGGGCCCUGAAAGUGUUCGCGGGCAGGCUGGCGGGGCGGGUCCUCCCGCGCGUGAAGCUGGCCAACCCGAUCCCGCCCGAGGACCUGACGCGCGACCCGGCCGUGGUGCAGUCGCUGCGGGACGACGACCUGUGCCACGACACGGGGACGCUCGAGGGCCUGGCGGCGCUGCUGGACCGCACGGCCGAGCUGGCCGCCGGAAGGUACCGGCUCAGCCCCCGGGUGCGGAGCCUGUGGCUCGGCCACGGGGACAUGGACAAGGCGACGUGCUUUGACGCCUCGAGGGCGUGGUUUGACCGCCAGGGGCAGAUCCCCGACCGGGAGUUCAAGAAGUAUGAGGGGGCUUAUCACCAGCUGCAUGCUGACACCGGCCGGGAGGAGUUCUACGCCGACGUCGAGAGAUGGAUCCUCGCGAGGUGCGGCGAUGAGCCCGCCGAGGCGGCGGCCGAGGACGCGGCGCAGGAUGGGGGUGCUGCUCCCAAGGAGUCUGAGGCCGCGCAGGCUCAGGGUGGGGGUGACAAGGUCGGGUCCAAGCUUUGA